Medicago truncatula (barrel medic) is the source of this 3071-nucleotide messenger RNA. RefSeq names its product nuclear poly(A) polymerase 1. Gene Ontology annotation, molecular function: poly(A) RNA polymerase activity; RNA binding. Lineage: Eukaryota; Viridiplantae; Streptophyta; Magnoliopsida; Fabales; Fabaceae. Gene Ontology annotation, cellular component: nucleus. The record is from RefSeq and is a predicted model, not a curated record. Bases 630 to 2888 code for a protein of 752 amino acids. The transcript is spliced from 13 exons. Gene Ontology annotation, biological process: RNA 3'-end processing.
CCUAGGAAUAAUAAAAUAACAUCCCACAACCCUUAUUCCUAUAAAUAGUAUAAGUAUCUAUAUAAAUAUAGAUUCUAUUUAUCCGUUCCUUUCUUCUCCAAACCCAUAUCAUUGCAUCCUUUUCCUUCCUCUCUCUUUCAAGGUUCAAUUCAACAAUCGAGAAUUCAUCAAGUUGAAGGCUUUCUGCACUUCUGAUCGCGUUUUUCACAAAUUCAUUCAUCUGGGUCAUCGUGAUUGCUCGGAAUUGCUGAUUUAGGGUUACGGUUCAAAAAGCCCCAAUUUGAAGAUUUUUAGUAUUUGUUCAAUUAUUAUAUGAAUUUAUUGUUUUUAGCUGUGUAAUUUUAUUCCCUUUUGUUAUUAUCGUAAAAGUUCAUAGCUUUGGAAGGUAUCAUCAUAAGUAUUGUAAAAUCAAAAACAAUUAUCAUCAUCAUCGUCACAUUGUUAUAGUGUUUGUAAUUUUUUUUUGUUCCUUAAGUAUUUUAUUUUGUUUUUAUUUGAAUUUAUUGGAAAAAAAAAAGUGAAAAAAAAAGUAAUUGAUAAUUCUCAUUGCAAAUUUGCAACCCUAUCAUUGAAAAAAAAAAGAUUAUAAUAAUUAGUAAAAAAAAAAAAAAAUUUGUUUUAAUUUGGUGAUGGGGAUCCCUGGAAUGAACAAUCAGAGUAAUGGAAAACAAUGGUUAGGGAUAACUGAGCCAAUUUCAUUGGCUGGACCAACUGAGGAAGAUGUGACAAAGACUCAUGAACUUGAAAAGUACUUGCAAGGCGCUGGAUUGUAUGAGAGUCAGCAGGAGGCAGUUGGUAGGGAGGAAGUGCUUGGCAGACUGGACCAGAUUGUGAAGAUUUGGGUGAAAACCAUUAGCAGGGCGAAGGGAUUCAAUGAACAACUGGUGCAAGAAGCAAAUGCCAAAAUUUUCACUUUUGGCUCCUAUCGGCUAGGGGUGCAUGGUCCUGGAGCGGAUAUAGAUACCCUUUGUGUAGGACCUAGACAUGCAACCAGAGAUGAAGAUUUCUUUGGUGAGCUACAGAAGAUGCUAUCUGAGAUGGAGGAAGUAACUGAAUUGCACCCUGUGCCUGAUGCUCAUGUCCCUGUGAUGAAAUUCAAGUUUAAUGGAGUUUCUGUAGAUCUCCUGUAUGCAAGAUUGGCAUUGUGGGUUAUUCCUGAAGACUUAGAUAUAUCACAGGAAUCAAUAUUACAAAAUGUAGAUGAACAAACUGUUCUCAGUCUCAACGGAUGUAGAGUAACUGAUCAAGUCUUGCGUUUAGUUCCAAAUAUUCAGAAUUUUCGCACAACAUUGAGGUUCAUGAGGUUUUGGGCAAAGCGUCGUGGUGUUUAUUCAAAUGUUGCUGGUUUUCUUGGUGGUAUAAAUCUGGCAUUGCUUGUUGGUCGAAUAUGCCAGCUUUAUCCUAACGCACUUCCAAAUAUGUUGGUGUCUCGGUUCUUUAGAGUAUAUACUCAGUGGCGAUGGCCAAAUCCAGUCAUGCUUUGUGCUAUUGAAGAAGGAUCUCUUGGACUAUCGGUUUGGGAUCCUAGAAGAAAUCCCCGAGAUAGAUAUCAUCUAAUGCCAAUAAUUACUCCUGCUUAUCCUUGCAUGAAUUCUACUUACAAUGUGACAACUAGUACGCUGCGUAUUAUGUCAGACGAGUUCAAGAGGGGAACUGAAAUAUGCGAGGCUAUGGAGGCUAGCAAAGCUGAUUGGGAUACUCUUUUUGAGCCGUACCCAUUUUUUGAAGCUUACAAGAAUUACCUACAAAUAGACAUAACAGCAGAGAAUCCAGACGACCUUAGACAAUGGAAAGGUUGGGUUGAGUCUCGUCUCCGCCAGUUGACAUUGAAGAUUGAGAAGUACACUUAUGGUAUGCUUCAGUGUCACCCGUAUCCUGGCGAAUUUUCAGACAAAUCUAGAUCCUUCCACCAAUGUUACUUUAUGGGUCUGCAGCGUAAGCAAGGUGUUCCGGUAAGCGAAGGUGAACAGUUUGAUAUAAGGCAAACUGUAGAAGAAUUCAAGCAUAAUGUAAACGCUUACACUGCAUGGAAACCUGGAAUGGACAUCCGCGUCUCCCAUGUGAAACGUCGUAACAUACCAAACUUCAUAUUUCCUGGCGGUGUUCGACCUUCCGUCCCGUCUAGAGUAAACGGUGAGAAUAGACGAAGUUCGAAAUCAAGGGUUGCUGGUCAAAGUCAAUCUGAAAAGUCUCAAGGAGGUAAAGCGGUUGUACUUGGAGCCGAUGAUGAAAGGAAGAGAAAGCGAUUGGAGGAUAAUAAUAACUCAAGGGUUUCAAAGUCCUCUGCAUCUGUAUCCCCUCCCAAUAGGAAUGUUCCUGAAGAUAGAAAUCCUUUUAGUGCUACUAGUUCUUGUUCUAUGAAAUUUGAUGACUCUGAAGUCAAUAGUAUGGGUGAUCAAAAGAGCGAGAAACUCUGUCUGAAAUCGGUUGGUGAGAUUCCUGCUGGUGAUAGUGUAACCAAUGGAUCAGCGACGGAUAACAAACAACUUGAUGCUCCUGAUACAUCUAACACUAAAGAAGAAGAACGUCUAGCCAUCGAGCAUAUUAUGGCUGGUCCGUAUGAAGCGCAUCAAGCUUUGACAGAAGAACCUGAUGAGCUUGAACAAGAUAUGGGGUAUAGAAAUCAAGUCAAUGAUAAUGGUGGAAGUGUGAAAAGCAACAAUUUUGACUCUUCAAAUCCAAAUCCUGUGGUAGUGGAAGAUCAAGUUAUUUCAAAGGAAACCGUAUGUUCAACUCAUUCAUUCUGUAAUGGAGGCUUGGAGGAGCUUGAGCCUGCUGAGCUGACAGCACCAUUGUUUUGUGGGAUUCCUGCUCCUGUACCACAGAAGAAGCCUCUUAUCAGGUUGAACUUCACUUCCUUGGGGAAAGCAGUGAAUAAAAGCACGUAAGAGACUUCAAAGCUUAAGCUGCAUCUUGAAGAUGUUUUGUAAAAUAUUUGUAACUCCUUUUAUCUAUGUAACAAUUUUGGUGAAGGAAAUAAUCCUGACCUAAACCAUCAACUUUUGUUGAGUACAUGAGAAUAUAUAUGUUGCACCGGCUCAAUAAAAAUAGAUUUUGAUGUUUUAUGUGAA